Messenger RNA from Symbiodinium natans, 1212 nucleotides. The record is from the annotation of a GenBank genome assembly. Lineage: Eukaryota; Dinophyceae; Suessiales; Symbiodiniaceae.
AUGGUAAACCCCGAGACCUUCGAGCGGGCGGAAGCCUACCGUGCCGACAUGCUUAGCCUCAAUCCGAAAGUGCUGCGGAUCCGCAACAUGCUCACGCACAAGGAGUGCGCUUUGCUGCGGUGGCUCAUGUUGGAGGCAGUCAUCUACUUCGGCGACAGCUCCGAGUUUGUCUUCACCCGGCCUGGCGCCCUCAACGCCUCGUCCGGUUUUGGCAGGUUGGGCAAGAGGCCGCUGCUGCGGAUGCAAGACACAGACCAGCUGUCCUUCUACUUUCCGGAGCCUCCAGACUUCCUGGUCGCCAUGAUGGAGAGAGUGGCCCAGACCUUUGGCGUGCAUCCCAACAACGUGGAGGCCAUCUACCACCUCUACCUACCCAGCGCCAUGCCAGCGAACUUGCACCUGGACAACUUCAACAAGUACUUGUGGCCGCACCGCUUCCAGUCCGUGUCCCUGUUCCUGGACGACUACGAGGAUGGAGGCACCGUCUUCCCGCUGCUUCUGGAUACAUUUGGACGAGCGGGCAAGGUUAGCCAUAUGGGAGUUGCAGCAGAGCACGACGAGGUGUUGGCCUGGCAACAGGCUUUGAACGACUCGCGCAAUCAGCGUGUUACCAGCGACACCGAAGCGUACGUUCAUCGCCGAGUAGACUCCAACGAGCCCAGCGAGUUUCGGCAGCGGGUCCUGGAAGCCGCCAGAGACAUGUGCAGGCAUGGCCGAGCUGCACAGGCUCCAGUCCUUCCGGAGAGAGGGACGCUGUACCUGUGGUUCAACUACCUCGAAAAUGGAGAGGAUGACGUGCGGACCAUCCACGCCGGCUGCAGCUCCAGCAAAGAGUACAAGAUGAUCGGCACCAUGUUUCUGCGUGAUGGCAGUGGCCCAUUUCGCGAGCAUGACUCCUUCUGGGAUUUUUCGGUGGGGCGUGCUCACGAGGCGGAGGAGAUACGACGCCGGCUUGAGAUGGUGGCUGUUGCUCGCUUCCGCUUCGAUCACAUCGCCGCGCUUUUUAACCUCGAGCGUCAGUCGGUUUUCGAGCUCCACGGCGGUGCAGAAGCUGUGAGGCUUGCGGCCUUCCAUACCGACUACACAGGCUUCCUCAUCGAGCGUGGAGACGACCGAGGUAUCCACAGCCUCUUGUCGGGCAUGGUGCAGAAGUACGGCUUCAAGGGAGAGCUGAAAUGGUCUUUGACCUCCCAUGAUGGACUCAUGUUCUGA